This is a messenger RNA of Colias croceus (clouded yellow), 1049 nucleotides long. Its product is annotated as NIF3-like protein 1. Gene Ontology annotation, cellular component: mitochondrion; cytoplasm. The record is from RefSeq and is a predicted model, not a curated record. Lineage: Eukaryota; Metazoa; Arthropoda; Insecta; Lepidoptera; Pieridae. The transcript has 6 exons.
AAUUAAAUUCAUUAUUCAUAAAAGUUAAAACUAUUAAAAAACAGAAGUUAAAGAGCAGACAGUAUUUAGUUAUACACAACCAAGACUCUGUAGAGUUCUGGUACGUAGAGAAUCUAAUGUUUUUUAAACUAUCAAGGAUUGUUCUCAAUAAGGGACUUCACUUUUCUAAGUAUACAAGUACAUUGUCCAAGGCUGCACAUGAAAAUAUGUCUAGUUUGCAUUUAUCUGAAGUAAUAGCCGCUUUGGAAAACUUUGCGCCAAAAUCUCUAUCAGAAAGCUGGGAUAAUACUGGUCUCUUAGUUGAACCAUACACUCCAAGACAAAUCAGCAAGAUUUUAUUGACAAAUGAUCUAACAGAAGACGUCGCAUUAGAAGCCGAUAACCAUGGCUGUGAAAUGAUUAUAUCAUAUCAUCCUCCAAUAUUCGCACCUUUGAAAUCGGUAAAACAAAGUGCUUGGAAGGAACGGGUUGUUUCGCUAUUGUUAGAAAAACGUAUAUCAUUGUAUUCUCCUCACACAAGUUGGGAUUGCGUGAAGGGUGGUGUCAAUGAUUGGCUCGCGUCAGCAUUCCCCGUGGCCGAAUCUUCGCCUAUAACCCCUGGAGUCGAUCCUACAACAGGAGCUGGAAGACUUCUAAAACUAGAGCAAAACAUUUCGAUAUCGGGCGCUGUAACAAGAGUUAAGCAUCUAACUGGACUGCAGCACGUGCGACUGGCGUUAGGUAAAAGCAAAGUAAUGGAUGGAACUAGUGUGGCUACAAUUGCGUUGUGUGCUGGUUCGGGAGGAUCAGUGCUCAAGAAUGUAUCGGCUGAUCUGUUCCUUACGGGUGAAAUGUUACACCACGACGUACUUGAUGCUGCUCAGAGAGGAAUAUCUGUUAUUUUGACCAAUCAUUCGGAUUCUGAACGAGGAUUCUUAAAAGAAUUUUCUUUGUAUCUUCAAAAUAAUCUUAAUAACAAAGUUCAAGUUUUUGUUAGCUCAUCCGACAGAGACCCUCUGACAACCGUGUAAUGCAAUCUGAAUAAAACACAAAGUUUAAAUAUAGCAUGA